Molecule: messenger RNA, 1349 nt
Organism: Brachypodium distachyon (stiff brome)
Lineage: Eukaryota; Viridiplantae; Streptophyta; Magnoliopsida; Poales; Poaceae
Exons: 2
Coding region: 533-1117 (194 amino acids)
Biological process (GO): regulation of flower development
Cellular component (GO): nucleus
Molecular function (GO): protein binding
Source: RefSeq, a predicted model, not a curated record
ACUGGUGCCUCCUGCAUUAAGCUAUUUUGUGCAUAACAUGGAGGAAUGAUGUUUGCAGAGAAAGUUCCCGCUCUGUCGAUAACAUGGAAUCGGAGAGAUCAUAUAUAUGCUUGCCAGCUUGUUUAUUUUGUUAUAGUUGGUGGAUGUCACUCUCGUUUCUCAUGUUUGGUUGUGUGCUGCACACACGCACCCCAGAAAUUAAGAUGGUAGAAAUUUGACGGUGUUUGCAUUUCAUCUAGAAUUGGUUUAGGCCUGUGACUGAGUAUGCUUAGAUGACUUGGUUAGUUUAUGUGCAAUGGAAUGGAAGAAUGCUUUUAUUGUACCUUGGCUUUCUUGUCAUUGGAAAUCAAAUAGAAAUUAGUGGUGUCAAUCUCACAAGGUAUCGCUAAUGUUAAAUCAGAUUUGAGGCCAGAGUUGACUUGCUUGGCUGGUGAGUGUAUAUAUAUGGUUCAUCGUCAGGCUUCACCCCAAACAUAACAAUCACGUACCACGCGCGCGCACACACACACUCACUCACUCACACACAUAAACAAUGUAUCAUCACUCUUCUUCCUCUUCCUAUUAUUGUCAGGGCAGCAAUGGCUUCCUCCCCUCUCAACAAUCUGCCUCCAGCUAUAGCGAUCUGUUACAAGCAGAGCAGCAGCACUACUACUCCCAGCGGCAGCAGCAGCAGGAACCCAUGCAAGCCCAGGCGUUGUUCCGCCGUGUGCUGAGCACCGGAGACCUCGGGACGCCGCCUUCGGCACCGGUUGCUGGGAAGUACAGCAUGGAGGAACGGCGGGAGCGCAUCGAGAAGUACAGGAACAAGCGCAACCAGCGCAACUUCCAAAAGAAGAUCACCUAUGCUUGUCGGAAGACUCUCGCCGACAGCAGACCGAGAGUGAAGGGCCGCUUCGCGCGCAACGUCGACGAUGUUUCAGAUCAGCAGGAAGAUGCAGCAACGUCGGAGGUGUCGUCUAUAGAUUCUCUGGUGAUGAAUGAAGCCAACGUUGUGGUCAAUGCCACGGAUGCUGCCAGCAGCAGCAGCAUGCCGGAGUGGUGGCCGGCAAUGCAGGGGGCGCUGGAAAUGGAGGAUGAGGAGCUCUACCUCGCCGUUUCCACCAUCAACCUCUACUAGCAACCAUGCAUGGAACCAGAUGCAACCAUCAACCAAACUUAGGUGUUUUACCAGCUUAAUUACAAUGUCAUAUGUUUAGUGUCUCAUGUCGAGUUUGUACUAAUGUUUUAGCCCAGUUUUCCUUUCUGUCGCAGUUAUUUCAAGGCAUUCACUGACUGCGUACUACAACUAAGAUUAGCUUUUCUGGAAAUUAAACACUAUGAAAAUAAACUAUAUAUCAUGCCUUCUCCUC